AUGGCGCUGGGCGAUCAGGUGACUGUGAGCGGCGAUAUCAGUGAACAAAUCGCUGACGCAAUGCGUGAUGUCGAAAUUGAUGAAUCGCGCCAGGCUGUUGGGGAUAUUUUCUUCGAUACGCACUCACCAGGUAUCAAACGUAAACAGUCCAGCAAAACUGCUGUUGACGAGGAGGAUUUUGAUUUCGAUGAUUUCCGAUAA
This is a messenger RNA of Strongylus vulgaris, 201 nucleotides long. The record is from the annotation of a GenBank genome assembly. NCBI's taxonomy places the organism in Eukaryota, Metazoa, Nematoda, Chromadorea, Rhabditida, Strongylidae.